AUGGAAGAAAGUUCUCUAAGGACAGAAGGUGGUGGACCUCAGUGGGUUAGUCCCAUCGGGUCUCUUCACUCACCCGGGUUCAUGGGUUUCAUGCCCAAAUUGUCAGCUUUGUCCUUGGAGAACAACACGUUCUCGGGCAUGAUACCGAUCCAAUACGCAUUCAAGACGUUGGUUCCGCACGCUUCUGAAAAUGGGGACAUGGAGACUCAGAUGGAAAUUGCACCAGUUGAGAAAUUGACUACCGAAAAUGCAGAACUUGAUGAGAAGGUGAAUGAAUUGUAUGUUGAACUUGACCAAAGGAUUGCUACAACCGAGCUGCCUUCAUCAGUUGGAGCCGGUGCAGUGGUUGGAGGAACUGACCUAUCUGCUUAUGUCACUGAAAGUUCUGCUAUUGGAUCUGAUCCAAUGGUUGGAACUGCUGCAAGGCAUGAAACUGCCCCUGCUGCAGAUCCCAUGCUUGAAGUCGGUGAGAGGAUGCCUGUAUCAGGUGAGACUAUGGAGUCCGUGCAAGAUGUAUUCAUUAAAGAUGAGAGAAAUGGUAGUGAUUCCAUGAAUGCCGAUUAUACUUCUGUGGUUCCAAACCCUUCAGAAACCAUCGAGUCAGAAGAAAUUGUGCAAAUUCCAUUGGAUGAGAGCGAAGUGCAGGAUACAGAUUCAGAGGCUGCUCAUAAUGAAGAGGAAGCUGAUGUGCCACUCUUAGAUGCUCCAUUGAUUGGUGCUCCAUUUCGAUUAAUAUCUUUUUUUGCAAGAUAUGUUAGUGGUGCUGAUUUGGUCGAUAAUAAGAGCUUUGUAAAUUCGGGGCGAUAGCUUCCUUCAUUAGUCCGGUUAUACAUUAUUGGGUCAAAUGACCCCCUUAUUUAGAUAUGAGCCACAGAGCCAGAAAGGAUAAACUAGUCGGUAUACCAUUUUUUCUUGGAUAGUUUGAUGCAGUUCAGUUGUUCCAAUGCAAACCCAGGUACGAUUACCGU
Molecule: messenger RNA, 968 nt
Organism: Ilex paraguariensis (yerba mate)
Lineage: Eukaryota; Viridiplantae; Streptophyta; Magnoliopsida; Aquifoliales; Aquifoliaceae
Source: the annotation of a GenBank genome assembly